Messenger RNA from Carcharodon carcharias (great white shark), 1628 nucleotides. RefSeq names its product zinc finger and BTB domain-containing protein 22-like. The record is from RefSeq and is a predicted model, not a curated record. Bases 109 to 1473 code for a protein of 454 amino acids. Gene Ontology annotation, biological process: regulation of transcription by RNA polymerase II. Lineage: Eukaryota; Metazoa; Chordata; Chondrichthyes; Lamniformes; Lamnidae. Gene Ontology annotation, molecular function: protein binding; DNA-binding transcription factor activity, RNA polymerase II-specific; RNA polymerase II cis-regulatory region sequence-specific DNA binding. The transcript has 3 exons.
UUCUGAUGCCAUUCAUUAUCUCUCUUUCCUGUCUUCUUCCACCCACCUUGCCUCUCCCCUUCCAAUACCCCUCUCCCCUAUCCCUUGUCAACCAGGAGUGAAGUAACCAUGGACACAGGGAGCAACGUACUGUAUGUGGACUUUCCCAACUUCAGCAGCCGCCUCCUGGAGAACCUGAACCAGCAGCGGAUGGAAGGCAAGUUCUGCGACAUCUCCAUCCAUGUGCAGGGCAAAGUGUUCAAGGCCCACCGGGCAGUGCUGGCAGCCUCUUCGCCCUACUUCCACGACCAGGUGCUCUUCCGCAACACCAGCCGCCUGGUGUUGCCCGGCGUGAUGGACUCUCGGGCCUUCGAGAGUAUCCUGGCCUCCUGCUAUGCCGGCCGGCUGGCUGUGUUGCCGGCGGACAUUGUCAGCUACCUGACGGUGGGCAGCUUCCUCCAGAUGUGGCAUGUCGUGGACAAGUGCACUGAGCUGCUGAGGGAAAACCAGCCGCUCCCCACCCCGGCACCCAGCGGCCAGAGGGCCUGCCGCACCACCGACAACCAGUCGCCCAGCAGCAGCAACUACUUUAGCCCCCGGGAGGUGGGCGAGGCCAGGCCGGAGAGCGAGGAGGCGAUGCCGGUGAAGACGGAUGCCCACGAAGAGGAGGAGGAGGAGGAGGCGGAGGAGGAAGAGGAGGAGGAGGAAGCAGCGGGCAAAGGCAAGGAAGUGGAGCACAAGGUCACCAGCAACCAGGGGGAGCUGGCCGGCGGGGAGGUGGCUGAAGGGGGCCUCCCGGACAGCCUGUACCACCGGCCGGCCUAUGUCCAGCCCAGCAUCGUGCCCCACAAACGCUGGGUGUACGUCAAGAAGGAGAAGCCAGAGGAGGACCUGGUGCUGACGUGCGAGGAGGACGAGCAGCACUUUGUGAAGACGGUGGACUGCCGACGCGGUGAGCCGCAGACGCUCAGCAUCAGCGACGUGUGCACCCUCGCUGGGCCGGAGCUGCUGGGCCCUGAGGAGCAGGCCUUCGAAGACCAGAUUGACUACUGCGGCUCCUCCGAGGACUUUACCUAUGAGCCCCUGGACGAGAGCCUGCGAGGCUACCCCUGCCAGACCCCAGGCAGCCAGUUGGCAGUCUACCGGCCCCAGGGCGAUACGCACCACGGGGCGGUGCAGGCCACAGCGGGCAGCCCCGGCGCCGGCACCAAGAUGUUCGCUUGCCACUGCGGGAAGAGCUUCACCCACAAGAGCCAGCGGGACAGGCACAUCAACAUGCACCUCAACUUGCGGCCCUUUGGCUGCACCAUCUGCAACAAGAAGUUCAAGAUGAAGCACCACCUGGUGGAACACAUGAAGAUUCACACUGGCCUUAAACCCUUCGAGUGCCACGUCUGCAGCAAGAAGUUCAUGUGGCGCGACAGCUUCCUGCGGCACAAGACGGCCUGUGAAAAAUUGCAGCGGGCAACCACUGCCAAUCCUGGCAUCAACUGAGGAGAGGAGAGAGAGAAGAGAGAGAGAGGGAGGUAGGUUUCACCCCGGGGUUGGAAGGACAGCAAUGACUGCAGGUAAAUGCGAGGUGAGAGUGACUGCCCUUGAUAUCAAGGCCACCUGUGAUGAAAACAUUAAAGCAAUUGUUCUGAGCAGAA